Molecule: messenger RNA, 15276 nt
Organism: Brettanomyces nanus
Lineage: Eukaryota; Fungi; Ascomycota; Pichiomycetes; Pichiales; Pichiaceae
Exons: 3
Coding region: 1-15276 (5091 amino acids)
Biological process (GO): ribosomal large subunit assembly; rRNA processing
Cellular component (GO): nucleus; preribosome, large subunit precursor
Molecular function (GO): ATP binding; ATP hydrolysis activity
Source: RefSeq, a predicted model, not a curated record
AUGAAGAUGGAUGACAAUCUGCAGAAACUAAUGCAGACAGAUGCAUUUGCCAAAAAGUUGUUGUCGUUGACUUCGUUAAUGGACCCUUAUGAAGAUCCCAACAGUCAAAGCGAGGCUUUGAAUAUCAUUAUUUCAUCACCUGUUUAUGAGAGAGUGGAGGAAGAGGAAAAUAUAUUGAAGAAUACUUCGAAUAGUACCUCGGAGAGUACCUCUUCCGACUAUACAGAUCGCUUGGUCAAACAGCUGCUCAAAUACCUUUGGAAUAUGGAAGAUCAUGUUUGGUGCGAAUACUACUCUUCCAACUUGAAUCGAUGGGUUCAUUUGGACUGCUGUGAAAAUGCAUUUGAUAACCCUCUUCUAUAUAAUCAAGGUUGGGCUAAAAAGAUGUCCUACAUAUUCGCUAUAUCCGAACAUUACAUCCGAGACGUCACUCUAAAGUACAUAGCUAAGGACUUGAAUCGUACCAUUCCUCGCGAUAAGAUUAGCCAACUCAACCUUGGCAAAGUCCUCGCUCUUAUCAAUCUAUCACAGUUUAGUGCAAUUCAAGACGAUGAUAUUCUUUUGGAAGUAUCUUCCGAUCUUAUUCACGACUACCGAAAUAUGAACGGCUCCAGUAUAACACCCCAAGCGAUGCUUCCUAGGCAGAGUGGAAUCCUUACAUCUGCCAAGGAAGUCGCCAAUUUAGUGGAAUACUUUUUGGACUCCAAGCGUUUCUUUUAUGCUUUAAGUCAAUGCUCUACUAGUAUAUCACAGUCGGAGUUGCAGACCAUUUUACUUGCUUUUUAUAGACUUAUUUCUGCAGACAGACAAAAGUUCAUUAGAUUUAUAGAUCCUGUCCUCUUGCACACUGCAAUCACCACCGAUUCCACAUCUGAUAUCAACAAGUAUUUGGCUAUUUUACUUGAAUCAUCCUAUCUAUCUAUAGCCGAAGAUGUGAAACUGCAUAACAUUGAGAAGUAUGUUGACAAGUCCAAGCUUAUUGGCGUCUUUGAUAAGGAACCUUCUUUUAAUUAUGAAUUUAUUUCUCUAUUUGAAGGUCAAAGACUUUCAAAUCUUUCAAAACUUCCAUUUCUCUCGGAGUGUUUAGAAUCUAAUGGAGAUGUGAAUUGUAUCUCUUUUGUUACAGAGGAUUUGUCUCCAGGCGUGAGAAUCAUUGGAGGUGUGUUGGUUCCUCACAUCAGAGAAUUGGAGAACGAGAGACUAAUUAAAACGCCAUCUGAGUUUAUCCCAAUCAAAAAAUCGGUUGAUUCCCUCAGAAAAUUGGCCACCCACGUUAGAGCUUCGGAUCCCGUCUUACUUAUUGGUAAGACCGGCUCUGGAAAAUCUUUCCUUGUGAACGAGAUCGCCAAGAUGCUUGGUGUCGAUACAUCCAAUCUCAUCAAAAUUCACCUUAAUCAUCAAACAGACCCAAAGCUUUUGCUUGGCACCUACACAUCUGGAUCUAAACCCGGUACAUUUGAGUGGAAGAACGGUGUUCUUACAACUGCCGUCAAAGAAGGUAAAUGGGUUCUUGUCGAAGAUAUUGACAAGGCUCCCAAUGAGGUUCUCUCCAUCUUACUAAGUUUACUAGAAACUAGAGAAUUGACUAUUUCUUCUCGUGGUGAUGUUAUUAGAGCCGCUAACGGGUUUCAACUUAUUUCAACCAUUUGUGAAUCCUCAGAUUCAGAUGAGAUCACGAUUCCUGAUAUGAUUGGUCUUAGAUUGUGGAAGACAAUCAUUUUGGAGGAUCUUAAUCAUAGCGACUUAUUGUCAAUAUUGAAGAGUCGUUUCCCGCUCUUGGAGCAUUUCAUCAAGCCUUUCAUCACAGCUUUUUUCAACAUCAAGGAAAUCUAUGAAUCUAGAAAAAUAAUCAAUAUGAAUAACGGCGUACCACCAAGACCUAUUUCAAUCAGGGACUUGAUGAGGUUCUGCAAGCGGUCGAAUAAAUUACUUUUGGAUUCAGAGAUAAAGGAUUCAAACGACAUGGUAUCAGAUUCUCUAUAUGAUUUCAUUUUCCAGGAAGCUGUUGACUGCUUUACUAGUGCUUUAUCGUCCAACGAUGCUAUAAAACUUCUGACGGCGGAAGUUGGAAAGUCUCUUGAAAUCCCAACAAGCAGGAUCGAAUUACAAUUCCAGAAGACUGUUCCUCCCUUUGAAGAAUACGAGGACUCCAUAAGAAUCGGACGUGCCCACGUUUCGAAACAUCACAUUAUUGGGAUCCAUAAGAAUGGCAGAAAUAAUCCUGGUAACAGCCGCUUUGCUAGAACAUCUUGCUCGUUAAGACUAAUGGAAAAGGUUGGUGUAGGUAUCUCUAUGUGUGAGCCAUUGGUUUUAGUGGGUGAAACGGGUACCGGUAAAACUACGAUCGUUCAAGAGAUGGCAAAGCUUUUGAAUAAGAAGCUGACCGUGAUUAAUAUGUCUCAACAGACAGAGGUUGGCGACUUGUUAGGUGGAUUUAAGCCUGUUAGCACAAAGCUAAUUGCACUUCCAAUUCAAGAAGACUUUGAAGACUUGUUCAGCAGAUCGUUUUCCACGAAGAAGAACUCGAGAUAUUUGCAGCUGCUCUCCAAGUGCUUCAAUAGGUCUCAAUGGAAAAAAGUUGUCAGACUCUGGAAAGAGGCUUAUAAGAUGACUCAAGUCACCUAUGAUGGGAAAGAAGAAGGAACCUCUCUUGACGUCAACGAAUCAGGAACCAAAAAGAAACGGAAGUUAAACGAAACGGAUAUAUCUGUUCUUUUGAAUGAGUGGUCUGAAAUGUAUCAAAAAGUGUGUAGUUUCGAGAAACAAUUCAAGGACACUGAAAACUCGUUUGUUUUUCAAUUUGUCGAAGGUUCGUUAGUGAAAGCAGUUAAAAAUGGUGAUUGGGUUCUUUUGGACGAAAUUAAUUUGGCUUCAACCGAAACUUUGGACAGUAUAUCGGACUUGCUUGCUGAUGAAGAACUUCAAAGAAGUAUAUUGUUGACGGAAAAGGGAGAUGUUGAGAGUAUUAGAGCCAACUCUGGAUUCAGAAUUUUUGGCUGUAUGAAUCCAGCCACAGAUGUGGGUAAAAGGAACUUACCUUCUGGAAUCCGGUCCAAGUUUACUGAAAUCUAUGUCCACUCUCCGGAUGAGGAUAUCUCAGAUUUGUUGAUGAUUAUCGACAACUACAUUGGCAAGUUUUCACUUAGUGAUGAAUGGGUUGGUAAUGAUAUUGCUGAGCUUUACUUAAGUGCCAAAAGGUUUGCAGAUGCUCAUAAAAUUGUCGAUGGUGCUAACCAGAAGCCUCAGUUCAGUAUUCGUACCUUGACUAGGACCUUACUCUAUGUUCAAGACAUUAUACAGAUCUAUGGUCUUAGACGUUCUUUAUACGAGGGAUUUUGUAUGUCCUUUUUGACAUUGCUAGAUAAGAAGUCUGAGGGGAUUUUACAUCCGUUGAUUCAGAAGUUUACUGUGAGUAGACUCAAGAAUGCAAAGUCGGUAUUGAGGAUGAUUCCACCUAAUCCAGAUCCAUCUGGUGAAGCUUACGCACAGUUCAAGCAUUACUGGAUUAGAAAAGGUCAAGAGAUUCCAGUUCCUCAGGAUAGUUAUAUUAUUACUCCCUUUGUCGAAAAGAAUCUACUUAACCUUGUUAGGGCCACUAGUGGCAGGAGAUUUCCUGUACUACUCCAAGGUCCCACAUCGGCUGGUAAGACGUCUAUGAUUAACUAUCUUGCCAAAAUCACUGGCCAUAAGUUUGUGCGUAUUAAUAAUCAUGAGCACACAGAUUUACAAGAGUAUCUUGGUACUUAUGUUUCUGAUGAUACCGGUAAACUUUCAUUCAGGGAGGGCAUAUUAGUCGAGGCUUUGAGAAAUGGAUACUGGAUUGUUCUUGAUGAGUUGAACCUUGCACCAACCGAUGUACUGGAAGCCCUUAACCGAUUGCUUGAUGAUAACAGAGAGUUGUUCAUUCCUGAGACACAGGAAGUUGUUACCCCACAUCCAGAGUUCAUGCUAUUUGCAACCCAGAACCCACCUGGUCUAUAUGGUGGAAGAAAGAUUUUGUCCAAGGCCUUUAGAAAUAGGUUCCUUGAAUUACAUUAUGACGAUAUUCCCCAAGAUGAGUUAGAAAUAAUUCUUAGGGAUAGAUGUCAAAUUGCUCCAAGUUAUGCCAAGAAGAUUGUUGAGGUCUACAGGGAGCUAUCUGUCGAGCGUCAAACGACAAGACUAUUCGAACAGAAACACUCGUUUGCCACUCUUCGUGAUCUUUUCCGAUGGGCGGGUAGAGAUGCUGUUGGAUAUGAACAGCUAGCUGCAAAUGGUUACAUGCUUUUGGCUGAGAGAGUGAGAAGACCUGAGGAAAAGCUGGUGGUGAGGCAAGUUUUAGAGAAGGUUAUGAGAGUGAAACUUAAUAUGGAUGCUUACUAUACCAAUCUUGAGAAUAAGGAUCUUUUACUGAUAAAAAGUUCUGUUAUUUGGACAAAGGCUAUGAGAAGACUAGCUGUGCUAGUUUCCCUGGCAUUGAAUCACCAUGAGCCUGUUCUUUUGGUUGGCGAAACGGGUUGUGGUAAAACUACGAUUUUUCAGCUUCUCUCGAGAUUUAUUGGCAAGGAAUUAAUCAUGGUGAAUGUUCACCAGAAUACUGAGACAAGUGAUUUGCUUGGUGCUCAGAGACCUGUUCGUAAUAGGUCUCAGCUACAGCAGCAACUCAUUCAGAAGAUCAUAGAAGUCUCAAGCAGAGCGGGUGUCGAUGUAUCUACGAUAGACUCUCUUUCUUCUGCUUUAAUUAGUUGGAAGGAAAACAAGAUUAACAUUAACAUUUCUGACGAGGAUAUGAAAGCUGUUGAAUACCUUUUGCUGGAAAACAAUGCCUUAUUUGAAUGGUCGGACGGUCCUUUAGUGUCAGCAUUGAAAAAAGGAUGUCAUUUCUUGCUUGAUGAGAUCUCCUUGGCUGAUGAUUCGGUUCUAGAAAGACUAAAUUCUGUUCUAGAACCCGAGAGAACGAUAUUGCUUGCCGAGAAGGGACCUGACGACUCCUUGGUGGUGGCAGCGGAUGGAUUUCAGUUUUUUGCGACUAUGAAUCCAGGUGGAGAUUAUGGUAAGAAGGAGCUUUCUCCAGCUCUUCGUAAUCGUUUCACUGAAAUCUGGGUUCCCUCUAUGGAAGACUUUGAAGAUGUUACUCAAAUUGUUUCUGCAAAGUUGAACGGCCAAGUAAAGAAGUUCACUGAUACAAUUGUGAACUUUUCACGCUAUUAUGGUCUUCAACUUGGCGGUGGUAAGACUGAUACAGGCGUUAUAUCUUUGAGAGAUAUUUUAGCAUGGAUACAGUUCAUUAACUUCUGUCACGAUGAUGGCAUUGAUGAUCACGUAGCACUUUUACAUGGUGCCUGUAUGGUGUUUAUUGAUGCGCUUGGUACUCACAGUACGUCUUAUUUGGCGGAGAAUGAGGAGAAACUAAGAGAUGUGAAGCUGAGCUUUGUUAACAAACUUUCCGAGUUCGUGAAAAUGGAUUUAGCCGCUAUAUAUUCUGAGAAGGCAGUUGUAACUUCAGGUUCAGACCAUUUAUUGUGUGGACAUUUCAAGAUCGGCAAAAAGAUGGCAGAUUCAUCUAUAUCUUCAUUCAGUCUACAAGCGCCAACUACUGCUGCUAAUGCUAUGAGAGUUGCAAGGGCAUUACAAGUGAGAAAGCCUAUAUUACUUGAAGGUAGUCCUGGUGUGGGUAAAACUAGUUUGAUUACGGCUCUGGCAUCUUCUACGGGCAAUAAGUUGACCCGUAUCAAUCUUUCUGAGCAGACUGAUCUUAUUGACUUGUUUGGCUCUGAUUCUCCCGUUCAGGCAGGUAGAGUUGGAGAGUUCGAAUGGAGAGAUGGUCCUUUUCUCAGAGCUAUGCAAAAGGGAGAAUGGGUUCUUUUGGAUGAAAUGAAUCUUGCUUCUCAAUCAGUCUUAGAAGGACUCAAUGCUUGCCUUGAUCACAGGGGAGAAGCAUUCAUUCCGGAGCUUGAUAGAUCUUUUGUAAGUCAUCCUGAUUUCAGAGUAUUUGCUGCUCAAAAUCCACAAUCCCAAGGUGGAGGACGAAAAGGUCUUCCAAAAUCUUUCAUCAAUCGUUUCACCGUUGUUUAUGUUGAUACAUUGAAGGAGUAUGAUUUGAAGCUUAUUGCCACCCACUUGUAUCCAAAUAUUGAUUUGGCUAUCCGUGAUAACCUUAUUAAUUUCAUGUCAGCUCUAGAAAAGCAGGUCGUUGUUGAGAGAACUUGGGGUUCUUCUGGCCAGCCAUGGGAAUUCAACUUGAGAGAUACUUUACGUUGGCUCUCCUUGCUCAAUUCGGGCUCAAUUGCUAACACAGUGGAUCCUGUUGACUUUUUUCAACUGGUUAUCCGACAGAGAUUUAGAACUUUGGAAGACAGAAGCAGAGUUGAUGAACUAUUUGAAUCCGUUUUUGGUGCUCACAGUCCAAGGGAUCCUUACUUUGACCUUAAGCCUUCAUAUAUUCAAGUGAAGAACGAGGUCAUCAUUAGAAAUGCGUUUACACAGUACACUGCAGACACUAGAUUGGUCGGCUUGCAGAGUAAUAUUGGUGCUUUGGAAACAUUGAUGCGUUGCAUCAAGAUGUCAUAUCCAUGUCUUCUUGUCGGUCCUUCCGGUUCAGGAAAAUCUGAAUUGAUCAAGUAUUGUGCAAGCAUUAUUGGUUCGAGAGUUUUCGAACUCUCUAUGAACAGUGAUAUUGAUAGUAUGGAUAUUCUUGGGGGAUUUGAGCAAUCUGAUUUGAACCGUUCCCUUGCAGAGAUUUUGGAUGAUAUCCUAGUGGAAUUGUUGAACACGGUUUCACUUCAGAUGUCGCUAGAUUCUUGCAAAGAAGAGGCUGUCCGUCUUGCAUUGUCGAUAAUUUCUAUAAUUGUUGAUGCCAAUGUUACUGUUGAUUCAUUGUCCUCGAUGAUCACUUCAUUGAAUGAUCUAAGCAUUCUUAUUCACAGUGAUGGCUUAGCUCAGUUUGUAAGAAGGCUUUCCACUCUAAAGAUUGAAUCAGAAAAGCCGUCUUCUGUGAAUUUCCAGUGGUUCGAUGGUCUCUUAGUUCAGGCAGUUGAAAAGGGAUAUUGGUUAGUUUUGGACAAUGCCAACUUGUGUAGUCCCUCUGUUUUGGAUCGCAUUAAUUCUUUGCUUGAGCUUAAUGGUAGGCUUGUUGUCAGUGAAUGCACCGAUGAUGAAGGUGCUUCCAGAACCAUCAUUCCUCACAAGAAUUUCAGACUUUUCUUGACCUCAGAUCCAAAGUAUGGUGAGUUGUCUAGGGCUAUGAGGAACAGAGCCGUUGAGAUUUAUCUUCAACCUUUAACAGAGAGGGCAACUACAUUUGAUAUUCAAUGUCUGGGACUGUCUUCCAGUCAAGACUCUACUAUAUCAUCGAGAUUGGGAAACAUGGAUCUUGAUCAAGCCACUGGUUAUAGGCCAAUUACAUCCUUUGUUAGUUGCUCUGAUUCUAAAACAAGAGAUUAUGCUCUUAUCUUAGACGCUUUGAACUUGACGGAUGGACAUUUUGAGCGGCUAGUGCUUGAUUUUGCUGGUCUUGACAUACUUAAUGAACUUCCUUUGUUGUUGGACUCUUGUAUUUCCUUACCCGAAUUCGAACAUUCUCAGAUGUUUAGCAACACAUUGGAUUAUCUAAACUUCUUGCAUGAGAAGGGGAUUCCAGAUCAGUUGUUCAAAGUUUAUGAAAGAUCGUUGCAAUCUUCGCAACGGCUACAAAAUAUCCAGUGCAGUUUGGCUUCCUAUCAGACUUUUUGUGCCUCAUUGAACGAAUUUAUUCAACCUCUAUUGGCUCUCAACUUCAAGUUUGUGUCGUUGUCAUCAGAGCCACACUAUUUUGUCCAAGAUAUAAUGAUGUUCUUCGACUCUACUCAGUACCUACAAGGUGUUUGUCUUAGAGCGGAGAAGUCUAAAAUGGUUCAACUCAAUCCAUUGGAGAGGUCUGCUGCUAUGAUUCUUGGACGAGACACUAAAAGGCCACCCAAGUAUCCACUAUACACCCUUGUCAACUCUGUAUAUCAGUUCAUUGGUGAAGCUCUAUUGCAAGGGUCACGUGCAGAUCUUAUUUUCAUGUCUCCGACUUACUUCCAAUCCAUCUUUUAUUUAGAGCUUUUACUAGUUCGAAUAAUUAAGGCUUCCGAGAGUUUUAACGAGUCUUAUGUUCGGGUUCAUCAGGAUGAAUUGCUUGACUGGUUAGAUCAUAACUCGGCACUUUAUGAACCGGCUUCCAUUAAUCGGUUAUCAACUAAGGUGCAUAGUUUUGCAUCGCAGAUGAAGCUAUCCCGUGGUCUUUCCAUGUCUCUUAUUUGGAAUUCUUCCAGAGCUGAUUACCCAACUACGAGCGAAGCUUGGUCACACUACCAGACCUUAUCUUCCAUUGGAAAUAGGUUUGAUGCUGUCUCCCAAAAGCAAUUUCCGGAAACGUACCAAACAAUCACCAAGAUGAGAGUUCUAUUUGUGGAAAUGCUCAAGGCUUGUAAAUUGGAAAGCUGUUCUUCUGAUCUAUUGGUGUUUGAAGAGAAGGCCGAACAGGAGGUUUCUGUACUUGAACAGAUCACUGAUGGAUUCUUAUUACAAAGGAACUGUUCGUUUACUCGGUUGUUUGAUACACUUCUUGCCUUCACCGAAUCCGGUAUGCUUAAUGCUGUUCGGGUGAUUCCUUUGAGCGAGAGUAUCCUAACCCUUUCUCUUUUGGGUGCUAGACCUACUAUAGCGCUUACUAGGUACUCUGACAUUACGGACUUAUUUAAACCUUAUCCGGCAAUCUUUGACUCUUUGUGGAGUAAAUCAGGUGAUGGAAAAAUGAAGGUAGACAUCGUCGAUGACGAAUUUUUCAGACAACUCUUUAGGUCUGCUAACAAUAUCAAGAAUUCUCCAGGUGGGCAGAUUGAAAAUUCUUUGAGUGACCUUAGCUUCAUGCUCACUCAACUGGUGUCCCAAUCCAAAUUUAUUAUUGAAGAUCAUAUUUCACAAUUCAAGAAUCUUGCCUACAAGUGGAUACAUUAUAUUUGCUCAUUGCACAUCAAAACGCUUCCUAUAGAGGUGCAAGAGCAGGCCGCUAAACUAUUUGAUGAGUCAAGUUAUGACGAUUACGCUUCCUUAAUGUCUGCUAAUGGGCUUGAUUCGUUUGUCAGUAUCUUUAGGAACUAUUUUCUUUCUUCGUUGACCACAACUUGUGAUGACUUUAGUUCCUUGGGAAGUGCGUGGGUAAAGCUUGCCUUUGGCAUGAUUUUGUUGUACGUUCCAAAUUCUACUUUUGAUCCCGCUACUUUAGAACACGCUACCUAUGAAGGCUACUUGGAGCUUCAAAAUGUUGUUACUGGUAUUCAUCAGUCGUUUGAACACUUCCGUCGUGUUGCCUUCGGUGAUUCUGAAAUCCAAUGUGAACGGUUCCUUCCUCAGGUUCCUGAUAGUAAGGUACCUGAGAAGCCUCAGGUUUAUCGAUUCACAAACUCGUCAACUGAAGAGUUGUCUAACGAGUGGACUUCGUUCUUUGAUGCAUAUCUUGAUAAGAACUACGUGGACAUGUUGGUCCAAGCUGCAGAAGAUUUAUCAGCAAGCUCUAUCUCAAAAGUAAACAACUUCGAAAUCAAUUCCUCCCAAUUUAUCAUGAGAUUGAAAGAUGGAUAUCCCCUUUUCUCAGACUUGAACGACAUUCUUGUUGGAUACAUCUAUGGUCUUAAGUUCGGUUUUGAGUUGCUUCAGAAAGGGGCAAGUCAGAAGUCUUUUGUACUUCGUUCGCCACUAUGGAUUACUGACCCUGUGGCCCUAGGAACUGCUUCCAUUGUAAACCUUUCAUUUGAAGACUCAAAAUCUGUUUGUAAGAAUUGUUCAGUCAACAAAUCUGAUGCAGAUAAAACUUACUUUGCUUACCUCCGAAUAGCUAACUUCCAUAAUGAUGUUGCUGAACAGGCCGAUUCAAAUAGUUUCUUCAACCAAUCUCUUCUUGGGUUGUACUACAGAUGGUCGAUGAGAAACUUGAAGCAGGAAGAGAAAGAUUCUACUCAGCAGGGUAUCUAUAAGUUUAGUGAUCCUACCAUUGAUGUUGAAGGUGACUUUGAGUCCCUCUUUCCUGAAGCCGGAGAUCUUCUUGAUGCUUCUGUCUCAAGGGACUCUAAGCAGUCUGAUACUUGGGAGGAUUUGUAUUCUCAGAUUGCUAGCGUGUACAUUGAUAUUUUCCGUGGUAAGAAAUCAUCAGCCACUGAAAUAUUCGACGGCAUACUUGCCUUGAGCCCAGAAAAUUUGGCUUCCUUUGAAGCCAUGACACAUGCGACGAGGUCAGGAGGCAAUAGUGCAUCAGCUCUUCUUCUCUCUACAUUAUCUAUCUACGAUGAGCUAACCAAAUCCUUUUCCCAGGAUGGCAAUGACUCUGGUGUUGAUUUCUAUCAUGGAUAUAGUCCAUUCGAGAUCAAAUUUGCCAAUGGUAUUGUCAAAACAUUACAAGGGUCUGUUCGUGGGUUGUUGAAGAAAUGGCCAGAGAACGCCACGUUACAGGAGUUGUUCAGAAUCUCUACUGAAUUCUUGGCCUAUCCUGUCAACACACCAGUGUACCGAUUACUUGGUAAGGUGGAACAAAUAUACACUUAUGUGGCGCAAUGGGAAGAAUAUGCCCACUCUGGUGUCUCUCUUGGAGAUCAUGCCAGCAAAUUGUCGGCUCUUGUGGUGAGAUGGAGGAAACUCGAACUAUCGUCUUGGAAAAAGGUUCUUGAGAACGAAGAAGAUAGAGUUGUACAGCUAACUGGCAAGUGGUGGUUCCACUUGUUUGAGACUAUUUUGCUACCUGCUAUCAAGGACGAGCUCUAUGAAGAGGAACGAGUGCAAAUUGUUGGUGCUGUCAAUAUCUUUUUAUCGCAGUCCACGUACGGUGACUUCGGCUACAGAAUGGAUCUUCUCAAUGCGUUUGCGGUUCAUAUUAGAUUAAUGGCUGAAGACUCGCUCAUUUCCGAUUCGCUCUUUAAUGUCAUUGCCUUUUACAGGCAGUUUGAAGGAUUGUCUUUUGAAAAUAUUAAAAGCGUCAGAACCCAAUUAGAAAAGGACGUUAAGGAUGUUAUUUUGCUGGCUAGUUGGAAAGAUAUUAACAUUGACGCCCUAAAACAGAGCUCUCAGAAAUCUCACAGAGCUCUAUACAAGAUCAUGAGAAAGUACCGAGGUGUUCUUGUACAACCAAUUAGACCGUUGAUUGAACAAGGCAUCAAUUUAACUUCUGAGAAAGACAACUCUGCUCAGUUGUCAUCAUUAGCUUCUCUAUCACCUGUUGCUAUAGACGCGGAUGUAAUGAAGUUGAUUACUCCAAUCUGUGCCAAACUUUCUUCUUGGAAUGAAAGGCAAGCCAGACUUCGGGAUAUAUCAGUGGUCAGCAAGAAUAUGGAGAUUUAUAUCAAGAAUUUGAAUAUGGAGUCUUAUCCAACUCUUCACGAUUUUGCUGAUAGUAUUAUCGAGCACGCUUCUCUUCUUCGCAAGCAGACUCCGGAAGAGCUCACCGAUGACAACAAGACACUAUGUAACUCAUUGAAGUCUGCGAAGAGAAGACUCUUGAGUGAUACACUUCGCGAGUUGAAACGAAUCGGCUUGAAGCUUCAUUUGACUACGGAAAUUACCUCAGCUUUGAGUUCUGUCACCGGUAUACUUGCCACCUGCAAGAGUCUUCCUAAAAAAUCAUUUGGCGAUGAUGUGGAUAAGUACUUCUUUCGUAUGUUGGACCUUUUGCCAAGGUUGAGAUCUGCAGUAAGAGACUCCAAUCCUGAAUUUCCACCUAUCGCUGCUCAUAAGUGCUUAGCUGCCGCUGAGACAUUGCUUUCUACUCUUGUUGUUGAAAGGGACCCAAUAUUUGAAGUCGUAAAGCUUUCCAAGUAUGUUGAUUGUUGGAUUGAAGAAAUCUCUCAAAUCACAUUUUCCAGUGAUCAUCGUCCAAUAAGCUCUAGUAAAUCUGAAUUUUGUCAGCAGGCCUCUGGUGCAGCUGAAUCUUUGUUGAACGGAUUGCCACUUGUUUUUGAGUAUGCUAAGAAGAGCAUUUCUAUUGCUGGUUCCCGUACCCAUGAAACGUAUGAUGAAAAAGUGUUUGAUGAUGCCUUAAUGGGGCUAAAUCAUUAUGAUACGAUAAAGAAGCAUCUGAUUUAUUCAGUCGACAACCUGAAUGAUUUGGAACAGCUUGGUAAUUUCAUCGAAAGUUUACGCUUAAACUUGAUGAAGUGGAAGAACAGCAACGAGAAUGUUGCAUUUAUUGCGAACUACGUUCUUGAAUGGUUAGCAGAACAACCAUUUAUGAAGCUCACUUUAGCAAGAAUUUCUGACUUCAAGACGACUACACUGGACGAGGUUGAAAAAUCGCUUCGUGCACUCUGCCUGAGUAUUAUGCUAUGCAUUCAAGAGAUGAGCAAAAUUCACUCGGAGAAAUCAACUAUUAGUUCUGAGGAAGACAAAUGGCUUCAGCAUUCCCAAAAGCGCCUUGUGAAAUACUUCAAGCUCCUUCACUCUUCCUUAAUCAUCAAGCAAUUGAGGCAGUUUAUCAUUAAACUAAGUAGCGUUGAGUACUCUGACGAAACUUCUACUAUCGCUUCUGCUCUUGUGGAGCAGGCGUUACCCCUGGUUUAUCAUUACAAGAAUCUUAUUUCUGUGAUCGAAUGCAAACUUACAUCCAAUUAUGUUGAUUUAUCCACAUCUGUGUAUGAUCUUUCUUCCUUGUUGUUUAAUUUAGCUAGGGAUGGAUUCUGUUCUCCGCAAAAGCCUUCCAAGGCUCCAGCAGAAUCAGGCGAGAUGAAAGAUGGCACAGGCCUCGGAGAUGGAGAAGGAGCUAAUAAUAAGUCAAACGACGUGGAGGAUGAUGAGGAUUUAUCUGAACAGGCUCAGCAGGAUAAUGCGGAGGAAAAUAAAGAUGACGAUGGUAUGGAUGAAGAUAAUGAUGAUGCUGUUAGUAUUGAGGGAGACAUGGCUGGCAAUUUGGAAGAAUUAUCAGAAAAAGAGGAUGAAGAGAAUGAUGAGAAAAGUGGUGAAGAAGAAGAUGACGAAGAAGAUCUCGAUGAUGAGGUCGAUGAUAUUGACGACACGGAUCCUGGUGCUAUUGAUGACAAGAUGUGGGAUGAAAAUGCCGCUGAUGAUUCAAAGGAGAAAGAGUCAGAAAAGAUGCCAGAAGAUUCUAAGCCGGAGAGUGACGAAAUGCAAGAAAUGGAUGAAAAGAAUGAUGAUGGUCGUGAAAAAAAUGAUAAUAACGAGCCUCAAGAGAAGAAUGAAACUGAAAACGACAGUGAAGCUGAGGAUGAAGAGGACGUUGGAGAGCAAGAAGAUGAAGUCAAGCAGGCAGACGAUGAUGAUAAACUUGAUGAUAAUGUACCAGAAGGUGAUGCUUUGAAUUUACCCGAAGAUAUUGAUUUGGACAGUAGUGGAGAAAGCGAAAGUGAAAGUGGAGAAGAAGAAGAAGGUGAAAAAUGGAAGGAUGAUUUGGAUGAGAUGACGGAUGAUAAGGAGGAGGAUAACGCAGAGGAAGGAGAAGAUCAAGAACAAGAAGAUGAAAACAAUGAGGGUAAAGAUCAAGAGGACAAUGAAGCAGAUAGUGAAGAAAAAGAGGAGGAAGGUGCAGAGUCUGAGGAUGUGGCUUUAUCAGAUAAUGGUGUUAACGACGAGAACGGUGAAGAAAGUGAAAGGGAUGAUGUAUUAAUGGAUGUGGACGAGGAAAAAGACUCUGAAGAGGGUAAAGAAGAGUCUAAAGAGAACCUUGAGGGUGUUGAAGGUGACCAAGCAGGCCAAGAAGCUGAUGAUGAUAUAGAUGAGGAUGCUGCAGCCCAACAACAGAGUGGUGUGCAGACAGAAGGUGCGCAAGCUGGUAUUGAUCAAGAGGAGGAUAAUGUUGGUGGUGAUGGGGGUUCCGCUAAUAUUGGAGAUCAAGAGAAGAAGGAUGCUGAAGAAAAAGAUGAAGAGAAAGAAGAAGAAAAUGAUCAGCACGCAGAUAGUUCUAGAGAAAAGGCUUCUAAAUCGUUGAAGCAAUUAGGAGAUGCAAUGAAGGAGUUUCAUAGAAGGCAUCAGGAGAUCAAAGAGACUACUGACGACGAUAUGGUCGAUCAGAAGGCUGGAGAAAAUCCUGAUGAAUUCCAGCAUCUUGAAAGCGAGUCUGCCGAGAACGAAACACAGGCAUUAGGUUCGACUAGCAAAGAUCAACUUCAGACCAUUGAUGAAGAUAUGGCAAUAGAUGAUGAGAAAGAGGAUGAAGAGCUCGAGAAAGAAACGAAUGAAACUGAUGAGGAAAAUGACGAAGACAGUGGCGAUACGCAAGGUGUUCAUAAAGAUACUACGGCCGCUGAAAAUGGCAUAGUAAGUGAAGAAGAGGAUGAGAAUGCACUUCCAAAAGACAAUGGAACAGUUGUUGGGGAACGCAAGAAACAAGAAAUCGAUAUAGAUGAGGAUGACGAAAGCGAGAACCUUUCGGAUGCUAUGCUUCAGAGCACUGAUGUUGAGGCCUCCAAGUCUUUGCGUCCUUAUGAGGAGGCACAGAAACUUUGGAUGCAUGCGGAUGAAGCUACCCGGGAUCUUACAUCGGGUUUAUUGGAGCAGUUGAGACUUAUCCUUGAACCUACUUUGGCUACCAAGUUGAGAGGUGAUUACAAGACGGGUAAAAGGCUCAAUAUGAAGCGCAUAAUCCCUUACAUCGCCUCUCAGUUCCGUAAAGACAAGAUCUGGAUGCGGAGAACGAAGCCAAGCAAACGCCAGUACCAGAUCAUGAUAGCUGUGGACGACUCUAAGUCGAUGGCUGAGUCGAAUGCUGUGGAUAUCGCAUUCCAGAGUAUUUCAUUGGUUUCGAAAGCACUUACUCAACUAGAAUCGGGUCAGUUAGCCAUCUCCAAGUUUGGCGCCGACUCGUUAUUGGUUCAUCCCUUUGAGAAGCCGUUCAAUACUGCAUCAGGAAUCCAGGUGUUUAGACACUUCGAGUUUGAUGAAACUAGAACAGACGUGAAAAAUCUUGUGGCAAAGUCUUUAAGUGUCUUUAACGAGGCCCGUGCAACGGGUGACUCGGAUUUAUGGCAGUUACAGAUUAUUCUUUCAGACGGAGUGUGCGAAGAUCAUUCUACUUUACAGAGGUUGGUUAGAAAAGCCCGUGAAGAAAAGAUCAUGAUCGUUUUUGUGAUUAUCGAUUGUAUCAACAACCAAGAAUCAAUUCUGGACAUGAGCCAGGUUACUUACGAGCCUGAUUCCAAUGGUCAAAUGCAACUUCAAAUGAAUAAGUAUUUGGACACUUUCCCCUUCGAGUACUACGUGGUGGUCCAUAACAUCAAGGAGCUUCCCGAGAUGUUAGCUUUGAUUUUAAGACAGUAUUUCUCAGAGAUCUUAUCUGCCUGA